AUGCUUAUUUACUCUGAUAUCAUCACCGGCGACGAGAUCAUCUCGGACUCGUACGACCUCACUGAGGUCGGCGAUGGCAUCGCCUAUGAGGCCGACUGCGCCAUGAUUGAGGAGGGCGCCGUCCAGAUCGACAUUGGUGCCAACGCCUCCGCCGAGGAGGGUGAGGAGGCCCUUGAGGACCAGGCCGUCAAGGUCAACAACAUCAUCCACUCUUUCCGUCUCCAGAGCACCCAGUUCGACAAGAAGGGCUACCUCGUCUACCUUAAGGGCUACAUGAAGGCCAUCAAGGCCAAGCUCCAGGAGCAGGGCAAGUCCGAGGCCGAGGUCAAGGAGUUCGAGACCAAGGCCGGCGCCUUCGCCAAGAACGUGAUCCUCGCCAAGUUCAAGGACUGGGAGUUCUACACUGGCGAGUCCAUGAACCCCGACGGCAUGGUUGUCCUCCUCAACUACCGCGAGGACGGCACCACCCCCUACAUUGUCGUCUGGAAGCACGGCCUCAAGGAGACCAAGGUUUAA
This is a messenger RNA of Sordaria macrospora k-hell, 516 nucleotides long. RefSeq lists its product as uncharacterized. NCBI's taxonomy places the organism in Eukaryota, Fungi, Ascomycota, Sordariomycetes, Sordariales, Sordariaceae. The record is from RefSeq and is a predicted model, not a curated record. Gene Ontology annotation, cellular component: cytoplasm. Gene Ontology annotation, molecular function: calcium ion binding.